AAAAACCAAAAUCUUAGUAUCAUAUUUUCACAAGAAAAAUGAGUUCCAAAGUGUUUCUUCUUCUCGGCCUUGUCUUAGCUGUGUCUCUUCUGAUCUCUUCAGAAGUAGCUUCAGCCAGAGACCUUGCUGACGUUGAUCCAUCGGAGGAAACUGAUGCGCGCGACAAAUACAAUCAAGGACAUGGAGGCAGCAGUGCAACCGGACGCAGCAGCAGCGGCCAUGGAGGAGGCCACGUAGGUCACGGCGACGGUCACGGAGGAGGCAAGGCGGAGGAAACUGAUGCGAGCGACAAAUCCAAUCGAGGACAUGGAGGCAGCAGUUCAUCCGGACACCCCAUCGGUGGCGGCCAUGGAGGAGGCCACGGAGGAGGCAAGGCGGAGGAAACUGAUGCGAGCGACAAAUCCAAUCGAGGACAUGGAGGCAGCAGUUCAUCCGUCCACCCCAUCGGCGGCGGCCAUGGAGGAGGCCACGGAGGUCACGGCGACGGCCACGGAGGAGGCAAGGCGGAGGAAACUGAUGCGAGCGACAAAUCCAAUCGAGGACAUGGAGGCAGCAGUUCAUCCGGACACCCCAUCGGUGGCGGCCAUGGAGGAGGCCACGGAGGAGGCAAGGCGAAGGAAACUGAUGCGAGCGACAAAUCCAAUCGAGGACAUGGAGGCAGCAGUUCAUCCGGACACCCCAUCGGCGGCGGCCAUGGAGGAGGCCACGGAGGUCACGGCGACGGCCACGGAGGAGGCAAGGGUGGGAAUUACUAA
Messenger RNA from Salvia splendens (bonfire salvia), 755 nucleotides. Its product is annotated as glycine-rich protein DOT1. The record is from RefSeq and is a predicted model, not a curated record. NCBI's taxonomy places the organism in Eukaryota, Viridiplantae, Streptophyta, Magnoliopsida, Lamiales, Lamiaceae. The transcript is spliced from 6 exons. The coding region runs from base 39 to 755 and encodes 238 amino acids.